AUGAAACGAGGCGCCUUCAACAUUAUAGGAACAGUCGCCAACUCGUUAUUUGGAGUUCUGGAUUCGAAUUACGCCACAGAAAUGUCGGAAAAAAUUAGUGAUAUUCACCAAAACGAAAACUGGUUCAUGUCACUGCUCAAAAACCACACUUCUAUCUUGGACGCGACGAGCAAUAUCAUGAAAGAGAACCAGGAAACAAUUGACCAACGAUACAAGACCCUAGAAGAAAAACUGGAGAAGUGCAUGGUCCUUAUGGGUAGUAUAGAAAGGACCCAAACAGCGAUACUAGACAUGAUGUCGGAAACUUACCAAGGACAAAUAGGUUACCUCGUACUAUCGCCGCACCAAUUCAACCAGGAGGCAACAAAAAUAAGGACUCAUCUCCCGGCUGGUCUUUAUCUGCCUGUGGAACCAGAAGAUACCCUUCAGUUAUAUAGGCUCAAGUCGGUGGAAGGCCGCCUGCCCGUCAAGCACGCUAUUUUCCAAAUUAAAAUACCAUUAAUCGGCUUGGAGGAGUUCGCAUUAUUUAGAGUAUUCCCGAUUUGGACGUGCUAUAACAAAACACUCAUAAAGGUUCGGCAAUCAUGCAACUACCUUGCCGUUACCGCUCAUCUCGAUCGAUAUUACCCGGUGGCCGAUUUCAAACUAUCGAAUUGCGUAAUGGUACACAAUUUAUCUUGUUUAUGUACCCAGUCGCAUUCCAUUUAUUAUCACGGAGCAAGUGAGAACAGGUGCGAGAUCGACCUCUUAAACAACAUCUCGAUGCCAGAAUCCUGUCAACUGGAACCAAUUAUGACAACCGCCGCCUGGAUAGAAAUUUCGAAAACGAAUAAAUGGAUUUAUGCUGUUACUGAGGAAUCAUCUUUAAGCAUAGUCUGUCCUCAUUCUACUAGUAUCCAGCACAUUGAAGGAUCAGUCUGUGUCACAAAGCAAAACCACAUAAUUCUGCAGGCACAUCAGACUCACUCCAGCGAUUUGACCACCUCCCACCCAGUUGUCCAAAAUCAAAUUGAACAUAAGUGGGGCCAAUCCGCAUGCAAACGAAAUACAACAGUUAGCGAAGGAAAUCAGACAGCAGCAACUUGA
Molecule: messenger RNA, 1086 nt
Organism: Hermetia illucens (black soldier fly)
Lineage: Eukaryota; Metazoa; Arthropoda; Insecta; Diptera; Stratiomyidae
Exons: 2
Coding region: 1-1086 (361 amino acids)
Source: RefSeq, a predicted model, not a curated record